GCGUUACUUGCUUGGGAGACACUUCAAAGUCUACUCAGACCACGAGACAUUGAGGUGGCUGAAGAGGUAGGCCAAGAUGACACCUAAGCUUACUAGGUGGGCCGCAAAGAUAGACCAAUUUGACUUUGAGCUCAAGCCUGUUAAAGGAAAAUACAAUGUAGUUGCGGACGCUCUAAGUAAAAGGGCCGAUUACUUUGGAGCGAUAGUACACUAUCUGGACAUAGGGAGACAAUUGCAACAGAAAGUCAAAGAGGCGUCCGUGCAGGACCCUAUUUAUAGCGACCUCCUCAAGAGAGUUAAGGAGUUUCCAGAAUCUGAACCAGAUUACCGCACUACAGAUGGGUUGUUAUUCGAGAAAACUCAUGUAGCUGAUCGACUAUGCGUUCUCAACAAUGAGGAGAUCCGUAGUUUGAUCCUAGGGGAAUGCCAUGACACAGAGGGACAUUUUGGUUGGCAAAGGACAUUAGCCAACCUCGUCCGCGCGUAUACAUGGCCUGGCAUGAAGGCUGAUUGCAUAGAGUACGUAUGCAGUUGUAAAGUAUGCCAGGGGAAUAAGACCACUACGCGAGCUCCUCUUGGUCUUCUCAGACCCUUGCCUAUUCCCGUAGGACGCGGAGAUUCUGUGUUCAUUGAUUUCAUGGACGUUGGGGUCAAGAGUAGGCAGGGCAAGAGCCAACUCGUGGUUAUAGUUGAUAGGUUUAGUAAGUAUGGAGUUUUUGUUCCUUUGCCUUUAGAGGCACGCACAUAUUUAGUAAUAGAGAAGUUCUUUGAUCAUUGGAGCCACGAGRAUGCAACUCGGGCACUCRAUGCCCGAUUGUUGGACCUGGAACAGGCUGUACCAGGACCAGCUGCUGGAGCUUCCAGCAGUGCACCCUCAAGCCGCCAACUGGAGGACCGCGUUGACCACGUAGUGGCAAUGCUCGGCGACAUCAGCACCUUCGYUGCGCCGACCACCACCAUCAGYAGUCAGCUGCAUACAUUGAAGACCGAGGUCCAGAAGCUGCAGUUGACGAACGCGGACGACAAUCCGAAGAUGUACAAGAUGCCAACUUUCAACCUGGAGAGGUUCGACGACUACACGCAGCAGGAUCCCGUCCUCUGGUGGGAAGCAUUCACAACGCAACUCAGGAUUCUGCCAGUAGCCAAGCACGCGUACAUCGGCGCCCUGUUCCUGAACUCAAAGGGCGGAUGCCAGACCUGGUUGAGCCACCUGGCAACCUCCCACGGCGUCGACAUACCAGACUUGAAGGACGUAAUCACAUGGGAGGAACUAACACGGCUGUGGAAGAAGCGGUUCAUCGUCGACGACGCGCCGRCACUCGCCAUCAACCGUUUGUUCACCAUGUCACAGGGCAACACAGCAACACGGGAUUGGCUCACGGAGUGGCAGAAGAUUGCGGUUGUGCCCAAUCUGAACCUACCAUUCGAGCAUCUACGCCGUGAGUUCUACAACAGGUCCUGCGCGGCAUUGAGCCAGGCUCUUGGUGAUCGCGAGCAGUACUCAACCUUCGCGGAGAUCAUUGACAAAGCGAGGGAGAUCAUCAGGACCAACAGGUCAGCUGCACACGAGAAAUCAACAUGGCAGCCGACCUAUGUGGAGAAGGCACGAACUGGUCCGCGACAGCAGCACUUCGUUGCAGUCCAGCAGGACAGUGGAGAUAACCUAGCAGCCAUUCCAGCAUCAAGUGACAGAGAUCAGGUGGCCGCUGUCCAGCCGCGAAGCACCAACAAGUCCCGUAACAAUGGGAAGGCGAAACCCGCAUCGCAGGCCGGAAAUGGACAGCCAGGACAGUUUCCAUGGGUCAAGUUUGGCUUGACGGAGGCGGAGUACAAACUCRGGAAACUGAGCUCCGCGGAAGGUGAGGCGACUCCACCUUCUACUYCGCCAGAUUCGGCCGCCUUGCUAGCGGCCUSCUGCACAUCUGGGGAGGAUGCGAAUGUCGCAAGUCCUCGGUAUASUUACGAGGAUUAUGCUGUCCACUUGGUUCCACCGCUGGACCAACCGCUCCACGUGCAACAGUCCACCGCAUGCACGGUUUCAUCACCAUCGGCAACCGAUUCGGCAGCUUCACCGCAACCUAUCGUCGGGGAUUCGACGUCAUGGUCAAGACUUGAAGAGCUCGACCCAUUGACGUUCACGGACUUCCAGUGGAUGCCCGUUCCCUCGAUCGGACGGUUGCCGAAACCGCAUUGCAACGUGCUUAUGGCACAAUUGCGGGACUACUUGCACACUGCAGUACCAGCUCCGUUGAUGGACGCCGGAGCAGAGGUUGUCGACCUUCACGCUUUCAUCGCGAAGAUCGACCGCGAGUUCAAGACGCAACGGUACGACGACAUCGACGCACCAUUGCUAUACAUACGCAUUCAGAUCGGAGAGGCGACCUGCAGUGCCUUUAUCGAUUGCGGAGCAUCUCGCAACUACAUCAGCCAGGACUUCAUGGUACGCGCCGACCUUGGCCUACGUGUCCGGAGGAAGUUCCGGCCUACGCAAGUCACCCUGGCAGACGGUCAUACGCACAAGUCCAUCGACCGGUGCAUUGACGCCGUCCCAGUGUACUUUGCCCCUCACGCAAGUGAGGCGGUGUCCUUUGACAUUCUGGACACCAAAUUCGACAUGAUCUUGGGCAUGUCAUGUCUGCGAAGCAAGGAUCACCUGGUGAACUUCUUCAACCGCACCGUUCACGUUCGUGACCGGAACGGAGUAUUAGUUCCAUGCACGUUGCCUCUUCCUCAUCCUUCGAUCAACUGCCACGUGGUAUCCGCCGCAAGCAUGCGAGCUUCCAUCAUCAGAGACGACAUCGAGGAGAUGGGGGUGUGUUUUCUCCACGCCCUCCCGCCMCAUGACGCUUCAUCGACGGACUCACCUUCGGAUCCACGCAUUACCGAACUUCUCGACGCCUACAGCGACGUGUUCGAAGACCCGCAUGGAGUCGUACUGGAUCGACCCAUCCGCCACGAGAUCAUCCUCGAGGACGGGGCCGUACCUCCGCGCGGUUGCAUCGACCGAAUGAGCGAGGAAGAGUUAAGUGUGCUUCGGGCACAACUCGACGACCGCCUAGAGAAAGGCUGGAUUCGGCCUAGCUCAUCGCCAUACAGUGCUCCUGUUCUCUUCGUCCGGAAGAAGAACAAGGACCUGCGGUUUUGUUCAUUUACAGUGCCCAACCAGUGUGGGUGCCAGGUCACCCGCAUUCAGGUAAUGACCAAUGGAAUCAGAACGGAGAAAGAGCAAUGGUGCAGUGGUGGGAGUGAACACUUUGCAAUGUCAGAUAAGAUCAUCUUAGAUACUCGGGAAGUGCAGCAAAUAAUGGAGGACAACGUGAAGCAGUCCAUCAGUGGGACAGGGGGAUUGUAUGCGUAUUGUUUGAUUGUUCUACCCCUGUUCCCACUCUCCCUACCCUCCCCGUAUUCUGUGACCACCGGGACGUCUCAAGUACCGCACCAGUUCACACUGAUGUCGAUGGAACAGGACACCGGGGCACUGCCACGGCGCAGUGCCAGGCUCGCAGUUCGUGCUCGACCUACGGUACCUCCACGAACCAAGGCUCAGCAACAGAGACUCAGCAGGCGGACGACUCCAGCGGCAUCGAGUACAGCGUUGACGGUACCGGUUACCACUGGAGUUCUUCCCGCAUGCCCGGUCCAAGGGGCCGGUGAGCCGUUGGCAGCUUACCUUCAGUGGGUACAGGCAUUCACAGAUGUUGUAGCUACCGCAAAGGCUCAAGAGGAGGCAACAGAGGUAGAACGUCAGCGGCUGGCGAAUGAGGCGGCAGCCCAAGCUCGGCACACUGCUGAGGCUGACGCAGCAGCACGAGAUCAACGGAAUGCCGCCAGCACGGAGUCCCUGAUUCAUAGUGAGAAUCAGUGGACAACCUUCCUCCAAGGCAUGGUCUUUGUGCCUUCGGACGCGCAGGCGGAUCCGACACCGGCGGAGGCAGAGAGAACUCACCUGGCUAACUUGAUGCUGGGCAUGAUGAGAGGAAUCAUGUGGAAUAACACACUGCUGCAGGCRCAUCUGYGCACRGAACAACARCAAAGACARAAGUACCAGCAAGACAUUGYUGUUUUAACGGYUGCCAUCCRCGCCRAAGCUUCACAGCAGCAGCAACWRCAUCARCUGUUGAACUCAGCUCUCGCACGCAUCAACAACAUUGAGGCUAAUGCCUCAGCAGCGCCAGGCUGCACGACGGACGCGACGAAGCAGCUCAACGAGCGCAUCGAUCACGUCGUCAAUAUCAUCGRCGAURUAGGCRAUUUSACUAGCCCRGCCACAAUCAGCAGCACGGUGGCCGCCAUCAAGACGGACAUCACCAAGCUGCAGACGAGACCGGACGCCGCUACGAAGACUUACAAGAUGCCGCACUUSGACAUCAGCAAGUUCGACGACUACAACAAGUCGGACGCCUUGACAUGGUGGCAACGUUUCCUCACGGAAGCAUCAUGCCGCACUGUCCCGGCGGAUGACAUGAUGAAGGCGCUCUACUUACAACUGAACGGAGGAGCGCAGACAUGGAUGAAUUAUCUGGCGGCUACCAAGAAAUGCACCAUCGCCGAACUCCACACACACAUUCCGUGGAAGGAGUUCGAGAAGCUAUGGCUCACCCGGUUCAUGGUUCGCAACGUCGUGAAGGCAGCCAUGAACGAGGUGUACACCUGCUCUCAAGGUAGUAUGCCAACUCGAGACGGGAUAACUAAGUGGCAGAAGAUAGUGACCACGCCAGGCUUCGAUUUGAGUUUUACCAAUCAACGAUCCGAGUUCUUCUCGCGAUCGUGCGCAGGACUGCGAUCGGCACUCGGCAACGAGUACGAUUACGAUUCGUUCCAGGCCAUUCUGGAUCGUGCAAACUUGGUCAUCCAAACGGAUGACAAGGCCGCAAACGAACGGCAGUCCCAACCGCAUUAUGUGGCUAAGCAGGGCUAUCAACAACCGGCACAUAACAAUGCCGUGAUUUAUGAAGAAACAGUCGAUCUCCACGAUGUAGCAGCAUCCUCGAGUGAUGGAGGAAUUGUAGCAGCGCUCCCGCCGAAGCGUCCCAAGAGAGUUCGAAAGAACAAGGCGACACAUGAGACGGCAUCGACGGGAACUGGGCCGCAACCAUGGACGGCUUACAAGAUAACCAAGCAUGUCUAUGACCUCCGUAAAAAGUACGGAUACUGCCUUUGGUGCAACGGCGUCAUGCAUUUGACCGCACAAUGCCUCGAAAAGGGCAAGACACGCCUGGUACCACCACUAGACCAGCCGAGCCACGUACACUUAGAUUGCGUAUGCGCAGCCUGUACACCGUCGACAAGUGAUCCGGUCAAUUCACCACUGAUUUGCGAGGACUCGACGGCGUGGUCAAGACUUGAGGAGCUUGACCUGCUCACGAGAGAGGACUUCGCUUGGAUGCCUCUACCCUCGACCGGAACCUUGCCAAGGCCGCAUUGCAACGGCUUGAUGGCAAAUCUACGCUCCUAUUUGCACACUACAGUACCAGCUCCGUUGACGGACGACGGGGUAGCGGUUGUCGAUCUCCGCUCCUAUCUUGCGAAGAUUGACCGCGAGUACGCCACCCAAAGGUACGCCAAAACCGACGCUCCUUUGCUCUAUAUCCGCAUUCAAAUCGGAAAGGCAACCUGUAGUGCCUUGAUUGAUUGCGGUGCGUCUCGCAACUUUGUGAGCCAAGCCUUUAUGACCCGCGCAGGUCUUGGCCCGCGCGUUCGAAGGAAGACGCAACCUACGCAAGUUACACUCGCGGACGACCGCACGCAAAAGUCAAUUGACCGAUGCGUCGAUGGCGUUUCGGUCUACUUUGCGCCACUUGCGUGCGAGCCGGUGUCUUUUGACAUCCUCGACACCAAGUUCGACAUGAUUCUAGGCAUGUCUUGGUUGCGUAGCGCCGAUCAUCCGGUGAACUUUCAUGACCGAACCGUUCACAUCCGUGAUCAGAACGGAGUUUUAGUCCCAUGUACGGUUGCGAACCCUCACACUUCGAUUGCUUGUCACGUGGUUUCCGUUGCGAGAAUUCGCGACGCCUUAGCUCGGAAUGACGUCCAGGAGAUGGGCCUUAAAUUCUUGCAUGCCCUCCCCUCGCCGGACGGACCAGCCGCGUCACCGUCGGACCCACGCAUUUCUCACCUCUUGGACGAGUAUAGAGACGUCUUCGAGGCUCCCACCGGAACGGUUCCGGAUCGGCCCAUACGUCACGGGAUCACUCUCGAGGCUGGYGCCGUCCCUCCGCGUGGAUGUAUCUACCGCAUGAGCGAAGARGAACUCGAGGUGCUUCGCGCACAACUCGAUGACCUUCUCGACAAGGGUUGGAUUCGCCCUAGUUGCUCGCCAUACGGUGCACCUGUUCUCUUCGUCCGGAAGAAGAAUAAAGAUCUACGGUUAUGCAUCGAUUAUCGCAUACUUAACACACAAACUGUAAAGAACACCGGUCCUCUCCCUCGGAUUGAUGAUCUCCAUGAGCGGUUAGGCGGCGCGACGUACUUCUCGAAGUUGGACUUGAAGUCAGGUUACCACCAGAUUGAAAUCCAGCCUCAAGAUCGGUACAAGACCGCGUUCAAGACGUGGUACGGGGAUUUUGAGUUGGUUGUCAUGCCCUUUGGCCUCACCAAUGCCCCCGCAACUUUUCAAGCAGCUAUGACGACUGAGUUUCGCGACUUGCUCGAUUGCAGCGUCCUCAUCUACCUCGAUGACAUCUUGGUCUAUAGCAGGACGUUGGACGCGCACAUCACACACCUUCGCGCUGUUUUGAAUCGUUUGGGACUGGCCAAGUACAAAGCAAACCGCGACAAGUGCGAGGUCGCCAAGCAAGAGCUUGAGUAUUUGGGCCACUAUGUUACGCCGAAAGGCAUUCGUCCCUUAGCGGACAAGAUCCAAGCCAUCGUGGAUUGGCCGGAACCCCGUUGUUCGACGGAUGUACGCUCUUUCAUGGGUUUGGCUGGGUACUAUCAGCGAUUCGUCGAGUCAUACUCGAAAGUGGCCGCUCCUUUGUCGAGACUUCAGUCCCGAAGGUGCCCUUCGAGUUCGAUGACGCAGCCCGUGGCGCGUUCACUACGUUGAAGGCAGCAAUGCAAGCCACACCUGCCCUCCGUAUAUACGACCCCACCCUACCCACCCAAGUGACUACGGACGCUUCGGGAUACGGUAUUUGUGCGGUGUUGGAACAGUGUCACGAGGACGGUUGGCAUCCGGUUGAGUAUUUCUCCCAAAAGUUGCCUCUCCUCAACACUCUCGACGACGCUAGGAAGAAAGAGCUACUCGCGUUCGUCUCCGUUCUCGAACGGUGGCGCCACUUUCUUCUCGGCCGUCUGCGUUUUAAAUGGAAUACGGACAACAAAUCGUUGACCUUUUA
Molecule: messenger RNA, 7337 nt
Organism: Chara braunii
Lineage: Eukaryota; Viridiplantae; Streptophyta; Charophyceae; Charales; Characeae
Source: the annotation of a GenBank genome assembly